UUUAGGGCUUUUACUGCAAUCCUUUUUUUUAAUGCACUGUGUGGCUUUGGCCCAAAUGGUGGUUUUAAACCAUGCAUUCUGCACAAUAUUUCAUUAUUGUAAUUGAGGCUUACAGAUGGGGUCAAAACAGGGUGUUUAACAGCAUUGAUGUGAACAUGGUUGUUCCUCUGUACCGCGUCAACCUCUACUUCACUGUCACUCCCACCAGGGGGCGCUCCAGCAGACGAGCAAACCGGAAGUCAGCUUUAGUGUUUCGCCUCCGUCCAACAUGGCGGAGGUCAGACUGCGUUACGGCCGAGAAGCGUGCAAAUUCGCGCAAAAAUCAUGCAGCCAAUACCUCGUUGGAUGUCGGACAAGGCAAGGUAAAAGCGCAACACAGACUUGGCCUCCGUUGGUGAAGUUUUCUUCCGGUGACAUCGAAGCCGGAGAGCGGCGGGGAGCCGGCGACUCGGCGGGCGUAAGAACCGUUGGAGUUUCACGGGACGGUUACAUAAGGGAGGCGCCGCCGUUGGCCGGUGUUAAGUACGUCUGGGGAAUCGUCGCGGAAGAUUACCGUCACCUCGGACUCGACAGAGAGUCGUGUGCUCUCUUAAAGACCGACGCUCAACGUACAGCGAAAUUUCAUCCUCGGUACCGGGUUAAAGCCAAGUUCCGGAGGACUCUUUGGUCCGCCCGGCGACCGCAGAGCCUCGGUUCGUGUUGUGGACAGCGACCCCUUGUGUCCACCAGGGCUUACAGCACCGCGCGAUCCGAACCCCUCUACAAAACCAAAACGGGCUACUAUGAAAUCCUCGUGGUGCCACCCGCUGCCACUCAAACCCAGAUAAAAACCGCCUACUACAAGCAGUCCUUCAUCUAUCACCCGGACCGCAACGCCGCCAGCGAGGACGCCACCGUCCGCUUCUCUGAGAUCAGCGAGGCCUACGCCGUGCUGGGCAACAAGGCGCUGAGGAGGAAGUACGACCUGGGUCUGCUGAGUCCGUCCGACCUCGUCGCCACGGCGAGGCCCGCCGCCGCGGAGUCGGGCGGCUCCGCCGGGGACCCCGCGGCGGGCCGUCGGUCGGUGGUGGGCGCUGACCUCCGAGGGGGGGGCGUCUUCGACUUCGACAAGUUUUUCAAAUCCCACUACAGCGAGCAGCUCCAGAAACAACAAGAGAUCCGAGUCCGCAAGGAGGAGAUGCUGAAGAAGGAGCGGGAGAAGAUCGGCGACGAGUCGUCGGGCAGGAUGAUGGAGAUGGGGAUCGUGGUGCUGAUGGCGAUGGCUUUCGGUUUAGUGAGCAGUCUGAAGGGAGGAUGAAGGUCAUUCAGACCGAGGACGUUGUCCUUGUUAGUAGUUCUGGACGAAUCUGAAUCAUCAUUAAGGCUACAGCAGCAGCAGCAGCAGCAACAACAACAAAACACUCAACACUGUUCACAUCAAUGCUGUUAAACACCCUGUUUUGAUCCCCGCUAUAACUUCAAUUACAAUAUUAAAAUAUUGUGCAGAAUGCAUAGUUAAAAACCAUCCUUUGGGCCAAAGCGACACAGUGCAAUUUAAAAAAAAACAUUGCACUAAAAUGCCAGAAAUCAACAACUAGCUAUUGACAAAAUAUGUUUCUCAGUCUAUGGCUGUAUCACAGUACUGUAUAUGUUCAGACAGUAUCAUGUUUUGUCACACGCUGUCAAGUAGGAUUAACGAAUCCUGGCAUUGUUCACACAGCUGUACACAUUUGAAUAUAAUACUCAAGAAUAAUAUUGAAAUCAGUAUUUAUCUGAUUUAAUAAUAGAAUGAUCCAUCUUGGCUUUUAUAAAGUCAUCUGUCUUGCAGAUGUCUUUAUUUUCAGUGUUUUGAUUGUGGUUUCAUGUUUUGCUAUUUAUGAACCAUUUGUAGCAAUGUAAGGAAGUACGGGAUGUAUAUAUCAGUCAUAUGUUGAGAGCUCUAUAUUCAUUUUAAAGGUGCCUUGGGUUAUAUUUAUUGUAAAAAUCCACAUAGUUCAAAUGUUUUAAUAAAUGGCAGGAUCUGUCUAGUGGAGCAGA
Messenger RNA from Pungitius pungitius (ninespine stickleback), 2016 nucleotides. RefSeq lists its product as uncharacterized. Bases 269 to 1297 code for a protein of 342 amino acids. The transcript has a single exon. The record is from RefSeq and is a predicted model, not a curated record. Lineage: Eukaryota; Metazoa; Chordata; Actinopteri; Perciformes; Gasterosteidae.